Cinara cedri is the source of this 4420-nucleotide messenger RNA. NCBI's taxonomy places the organism in Eukaryota, Metazoa, Arthropoda, Insecta, Hemiptera, Aphididae. The record is from the annotation of a GenBank genome assembly.
AUGUCCAAUAGUUCGGACGAAGAAGAACUUUUACUUUUAUAUGCAGUAGUUGAAAGUCAACAAAAGGAGAAGCGAAUUUGGGUUCAUGACAUAAAUAAAAAAAAGAGAAAAUUAUGGCCUUAUGGUGGCAAAUUUAGCACUUGACCUCAGUGUACUUCUGGCAAAAUAUUUGUAUUUCUUGAUGUCUCAGGACAGUUUUGAAGAAUUGUACGAACUGAUUUUACUAAGGAUUGACAAAAAUAACGCUGUAACGCACGUGAUUUUGUAAAUGUGUACAACUUUGUGUUUAAGCGUCGCGUUCUUGUGCCACGUUAACCACGCUGACGAGCCAUGUUUGACGGCCGAUAUAAUUUGUAAUUAAAUACAACGCGACGAUAAUAACGCUUUCACGCGCGUGAACAACGCGUUCUGUUUGACAAGGCCUUAAUAAAUUUCAAUAAUAUUGUUUUUACUUAAUUUAUUUAUUUAUUAUUUAUUAUCUUUAGCUUGACGUACCGGUCAAAUAUCGCCGGUCGUUAAUAGGCAUCAACGAGGAGACUGUCCGUAAGCUUUGUAGUACAUUUAAAGUACAAAUUGUAAUUCCUCCAAAAGAGGAGUACAAAAAUAUCAUAAAGGUAAGUGUAAUAAAAUUGUGUGUGUUAUUUGAUCAAAAGAAAUUAUUGCAACGAUCAAUUAUUAUAAAAAUCAAAAUAUAACUAAAAUUUGUUGUAUUUUUUGUUUGUAUUUUAGAUUACUGGACCUCAACAAAACUUAGAACAAGUCGUCAAGGAAAUCAAGGCGCUAAUGGAGGAUUUUGAUAAUAAGCAAUUACGAGCUCGUAUAAUUCAGGUAUUUUGAUAUUCGGUUAAUAUACAAUGUAUUUAAUGAAAGAGAAUAUGGAAAUUUAUUUUGUUUUUCCUGUUAUUUGUUUCGUGUCAUAAUAUUGUUUUUAAUUUGUUUUAUAUAUACACAGACUGCUAACGACCACAAGAAGAUUGCUCGUAAAGAAAACUCCGCAGAUAAGAAAACAAUCGGUGAGGUUCAAUGCAUGCAAGAACACACUAGUGAUACUUCUGGCGGUACUAUUAUCCCAAGUAUGCAGUGUCAUUUUUUAUUAUUUUUAAUCCGUUAAUCAAAAUAAAUUUGAUUAAAUAUUAUAUUAGUUUAUAAACAAAAAUGAAAUAUAUUAUAUCCACAUUAAAACUUUCAAAUUAGCCGAUAUGUUAAAUAUAGUAAUCUAAAACAUACAAAUUUUAAUGCAUGUAAAGCGUUCAAGGUUACCAGAUUUAUUGGACGACAAUUUAAUUUCUCCAUUUAUAAACAUUAAUUAAUUUCAUUGAUUCUUCCAUCAGAAAUUAUAAUCUAUCUAAAUUAUUAAACAGAACUUAGCAUAAUGUUUUAAUUAAAUUCUUUUUUUUAAUCCAAUGUUAACUUAGGGAACUAGUUUAUUUAAUCUACAAUGUCACUUAUGUUUAUUAGGUAUUCAGUUACCUUUGCAUUAAUUACAAUUAUCUUUAAAUCUGUUUUUAUAGUGUAGUUAACGUUUUCAUUACUUAACAUUUCUAUAUAAUUAAUAUUUUUAUUGUAUAAAUAUACUUUUAUUUUAUUGAUUAUUUUCCCCACAUAUUCCGUUAAAACACAAUGAUAAAUGAGAAUAUUAUCUUUAAACACACAGUUACUGGAAGAAAAGAGGAUGAACGUAUCGUUGAAAAAACGAACAAUCAAGCAGUGCAAGAUAAAACACAUUUAAACGUUUCAGACGUUAACAUCGUCGAAAUCAAUGAAACUGGCAAACGCCAUUCUUUGAUCGUAAAACCGAAAACAGUUAAGCAGGUAAUGUUGUUUUAUUUUUUUUUCGAUCUAUAAAAGUACUUUGAACUACUUACAUUUGCAUUGGUAUUAGUUAUUCAAAGUGAAUAUGUAAUUUUAUUCCGUUUUUCCUGUUAUUUAUCUGAUGUUAAUAAUAUUGUUUUUUAUUUGUCGUAUAUAUACACGGAUAACUGAAUUCCACAAAAAGAAAACUGUCAAUGAAAUUUUAAAUGUAAAGAAAACUCACCUAGGUGAUGUUCAAUGUCUGCAAGAUAACCCAAGUGACACUUCUGGUGAGACUAUUUUUCCAAGUUUUCAGUGUAUUUCCUAAUAUUUUAAAUUCGUUAAUCUAAUUAUAAUUUUAAAUUGUUGUAAUUAUUUUUUUUUGUGAUAUUAAUUUAAAAAAAAAAAAGAAAAAUAUAAAUUCAGAGGUUACACAAAGAUCUGUCACCGGAAAUAACUUAUGUUCGAUUCUAUAUUUUUAUUUUUUUAAUAAUUUCAAUAAUUUUUGUCAGGUUUUCAAUAUUUUCUUUGGUAUUCUUAUACUUGAUUUGACAUUAUAAUAGUUUUUAAACAAACAUAAAAUACUCAAUCCGCAUUUUCAGAUUCAACAAAAUGUAAAAAAUAAAUAACCAUGUACCUCCAUCGUAAUUUUCUGAAAAUAUGUUUAAAAAAUGGCUAUUUUCAAUUUGUAUAGAUCAAAAUAAAAAAAAAUUAACUCUUACGCUUUUAUUAUAUUAAAAUAAGUGCAUGCAUGUAAUGCUAGAAACCGUUCGAAUUUUUUUUUUGUUUUGUUUUCAUAAUUNACAUAAAAAACUCAAUCCACUUUUUCAGAUUCAACAAAAUGUAAAAAAUAAAUAACCAUGUACCUCCAUCGUAAUUUUCUGAAAAUAUGUUUUAAAAAAUGGCUAUUUUCAAUUUGUAUACAUCAAAAUAAAAAAAAUUAAUUCUUACGCUUUUAUUAUAUUAAAAUAAGUGCAUGCAUGUAAUGCUAGAUACCGUUCGAAUUUUCUUUUUGUUUUGUUUUCAUAAUUUGGUUUGGUGUCUAUAAAUAUAUUUUCAUUUCAUUGAUAAUUCCUCCGAAAUAUUCCGUUAAAAUACAAUGAUUAAUGUCAGUAUUAACAUUAAACACACAGUGUCGUCACAAAUUGAGGAUGAACAUAUCGUUGGAAAAGCGUACAAUCAAGAGCUUCAAGUUAAAUCAGAUACAUACGCAUCAAAACUAAAAAAUCCUAAAAUCGAUCAUCAAAGGCAACAACCACCUUCGAUCAUACCACCAAAAACGGAUGAUCAGGUAAUUUUGUUUUAAUAUUUUUUCGAUCUUUCAUAGUACUAUGAACCAGUUACAUUUGCGUUGGCUUUUUUUAUAUUCAAUAUGAAUAUGUAAUUUUAUUUUUUUUUUCUGUUUUAUGUCUGUCGUUAAUAAUAUUAUUUUCGUUUUUCGAACAUACUCAUAGAUUUCUAACGACCACAAGGUUAAUGCUCACGAGACAAAAUCCGAUGAAAACAAAACCGUCGUCGGUGAUUCCCAAGGCUUACAAGAAAAUCCGAUGGACAUUUCUGGUAAGACUAUUUUUCCAAGAUUGCAAUGUUCUACUUUAUUAUUUUUAGUCCAUUUAUAAAAUUAUUGUUUUCAAUGAUGUGAUAAUUUUCCUUUUUCGGAUUCUAAUUUUUAAAAAAAGAAAACAACAUAUUAAUAUUAUUUUUAACACACAGGUAGUGUUUAGUGGCCAUUCAAUUGUUUUUUUUCAGUUAAUUACAUUGCACUAUAACUAAAUGUUAUGUAAAGAUUAUGAUUAGAAAAAUAAAAGUUAUUUAGAAUAAGGACAAAAAAAAAAAAAUAAAUAUAAACUCAGUAUGUAGCACGCUUUUAAUAGAAAAUCGAUAGCCGAUGAGUACAACAACGCAUUAUAUUUACCUUUAUAACCUACCUCUCCAAUAUUAACGUACCAUAUAAACUAUGUCCAUCUAUUUUUAAUAUAAAUUCAUUGGUUAUUAAUACAAAAUUGAUAUACUUUUACUUUGAUCCGGUAUGCAUAAAAACUUUUACUUUGAUCCGGUAUGCAUAAAAAUUACAUGGUUAUUAAUACAAAAUUGAUAUACUUUUACUUUGAUCCGGUAUGCAUAAAAAUUACACAAUACAUAACCGUAAACUUAAAUUUACUUAUUAAAUCAAACGAAUGAAUAGAAUGUUUAUUUUAUUAAAAGUGGGUACAUAAUAUUUAAUAAAGAUAUAAAAUGGACUCAUAUCACGGAGUUAAAAGAUUUACUUCAGUGUUUUGGAUUCCAUUUAAUUUAUUAUUUUGAUUUAAUGUUAUCUUACGGAGCGUAUUUAUCAAUUGAUUUAUAUACAUUGUUAUACAUUUUUUUAUUGAAUUUUAAUUUAUUGUAUUUAUAAACAUUAAUUAGUUUCACUAAUUUGUCCACCAAAAAUACUGUUAAAUACAAUUAUUAAAACAGUAUUAAAAUUUUACACACAGAAUCUACAAACGAUGACGAUAGAAUGAAAGAUCAAAAGACGUACAAUCAAAAGUUCCCGGUUAUACAAGAAGCGAAAUCUUUAGGAACACAAAACAUGGAGAUUAAUCGAAAACGCCAAGGUUUAAAUAAAACACCUAAAAUGGUUAACCAG